Rhinichthys klamathensis goyatoka is the source of this 1373-nucleotide messenger RNA. RefSeq names its product dorsal inhibitory axon guidance protein a (gene draxina). The transcript has 7 exons. Gene Ontology annotation, biological process: Wnt signaling pathway; axon guidance. The record is from RefSeq and is a predicted model, not a curated record. Bases 164 to 1291 code for a protein of 375 amino acids. Lineage: Eukaryota; Metazoa; Chordata; Actinopteri; Cypriniformes; Leuciscidae. Gene Ontology annotation, cellular component: extracellular region.
CUUCGGUGAUUUUCUCUCAUCAUCACUGACAUCAGCCUUCCCAGCGGCGCGCAUCAGGGAGCGCGCUCGACAAUCAGUGCCCGAGACAGUUCAUCUAUGAUCUGCUUCUUCACUCAGCUCCCUUUCAACGGAUUAAUACACGCAGGUGGCGCUGUGUUUGAAGAUGGCAGCUCCGGGCUUGUGUCAUCUCUUUGCCCUGCUCCUUAUCACACUGUCCCACACCUCGCACAGCUCUGAGAUCCCAUCUGAAAAUGCCAAACAGAGUCUGACCAGGUCUUCCACCUCCACCACUGACUCCAAGCCAGACCCUGACAUGGGUCUUCUGGGCGACAGCCAGCGAAGAAGACACCUGUCACGCAAAGAGAGUGAUAAUGCUGGGCUGCUCUCUCGAAGGCCUGUGGACCGACUGGAGGAUGAUGGGACAAGUCUAGAGGGUCUGAGCCCUGUAAGGCUGGAGAUGGGGCCUGGAGACAGUAUGAGGGUGGAGGUUCACGAUGAAGUCAGGGGUCCUGCUCAUAUGCGGCGGGGAAAUCAUUCACCAGAGGGAGAGUUCAAUCGUAAAGGCAGGAGAUGUGGCCAUGGGCAUCUGGCUGAGCACAGAAAGCAGGGAGGCAAAAGAGACAAAGGUCGCGCUAAAGGGGAUCUCUAUGACCCUGAACCAGAAUUAGACUCCUUGUUGAAGGACAUGAAUGCAUUUGAUGAUGGUCUUUAUACCUCCUCUCCCAAUUACGACAAUACUCCACUCACUGAAGCUCCCUCCCGUCUCUCCCCCAUUUUGGUAACCACGGAAAUCGACGAGCAUCCCCCAACACUGCCCCCAGCCUCCACCAAACCCCAGGUACCCUGGCGAGCAGAAGCGUCCUUGAAUACGAAGAAGUCUGGUCGAGGGAAGGUUCAAGGGGAGGUGAUGCCCACUCUGGACAUGACGCUCUUUGACUGGACUGAUUAUGAGGAUAUGAAGCCUGCAGACACUUGGCCAUCCAACAAAAGAAAAGAUAAACGCCGCAGCAAAAACAAGAGCAAUGGGAACACAACGCUUGAUUCCGAAGUCAUUGAACCAUGUGACCAUCAUCUUGACUGCCUUCCAGGUUCUUGUUGUGACCUCAGAGAACAUGAGUGCAAACCUCACAACCAUGGUCUAAACAACAAGUGUUAUGAUGACUGCAUGUGUGAGGAAGGUCUGCGUUGUUAUGCCAAGUUCCACCGCAAGAGGCGGGUGACCCGAAGACGUGGCCGCUGCGUGGAGCCAGAAUCAGCCAACAGCAACCAAGGGGCCUUCAUCACCAUCUGACAUAUAAAGAGAUGCAUCCUCAUACCCCAUGACUGAUAAGGGACUGAGCCUUAAGAAUGUGGGCCAAAGUUAAACAUCCAUC